AUGGCAGCCAACGACUCCUCAGUGUACAAGAUCAAUGAAAAGGUCAUUUUAGUUCAGGUUGUGGUCGCACUCUUUCUCUGCAUCAACAUUGUGCUGAUCACAACCUUUUUUAGGAAGGAUUUCUUCUACACAACCAUGCGCUACAUCCUAUUUGCGGUUACACUGAUGUCUGACUGUCUGUUUUUGCUCGUGACUGAUAUCGUGCUCAUUUUGAGCUACUUUCGCUUCACCAUACAAAUAUGGCUGUGCCUUUUCAUAUAUGUAGUUUUGUCUGUGUACACUUUUGUCACACCAGUUGCUCUGACAGCGAUGGUGCUGGAGCGCAAUGUGGCCAUCUGCAUGCCCCUGCGCCACGGGGAGCUGUGCUCCACACGCAGCGCUCGGCACUGCAUCCUCAUCAUCCACAGCAUCAGCUCUUUGCCCUGCAUCGCUGUUCUCUCCAUGUUCUUCGCAUCUGCGACUUACAGCUUCUACCCCCAGGGCAGAGUGUGCUCUGUGGAGAUCUUCGUCUUUCACGCGUGGCAGGGUCAUCUGAGGUCAGCCAUAAAUCAAUUGUUCUUCUUGAUGAUGUGCAUCACCAUUGUGUUCUCGUAUGUCAAGAUAAUGAAAGUGGCCAAAGCUGCGUCAGGGCAGGAUCGAAAGUCAACAGGGAGAGGGCUCAGAACAGUGGCGCUCCAUGCUUUCCAGCUGCUCCUCUGUUGCAUCCAGCUGUGGUGUCCUUUCAUAGAAAAUGCUUUACUUCGGAUUAAUUUCAAGUUAUAUGUUGAGAUCAGGUUCUUUGAUUACAUUAUGUUCUAUCUUGCUCCAAGAUGUCUGAGUCCUCUAAUUUAUGGCCUGAGGGAUGACAUGUUUUUUCUUGCACUGAAAAGCUCUGCUCUCUGUGGUUUGUACAAGAAAAGAUGA
This is a messenger RNA of Scophthalmus maximus (turbot), 903 nucleotides long. RefSeq names its product odorant receptor 131-2-like. The transcript has a single exon. The record is from RefSeq and is a predicted model, not a curated record. Gene Ontology annotation, biological process: G protein-coupled receptor signaling pathway. The coding region runs from base 1 to 903 and encodes 300 amino acids. NCBI's taxonomy places the organism in Eukaryota, Metazoa, Chordata, Actinopteri, Pleuronectiformes, Scophthalmidae. Gene Ontology annotation, molecular function: G protein-coupled receptor activity. Gene Ontology annotation, cellular component: membrane.